Messenger RNA from Corapipo altera (White-ruffed manakin), 3411 nucleotides. It is a transcript of the gene TCAIM, whose product is annotated as T cell activation inhibitor, mitochondrial. Gene Ontology annotation, cellular component: mitochondrion. The record is from RefSeq and is a predicted model, not a curated record. Lineage: Eukaryota; Metazoa; Chordata; Aves; Passeriformes; Pipridae. The transcript has 14 exons. The coding region runs from base 367 to 1905 and encodes 512 amino acids.
UUCCGGCUCGGUUCGGCUCUGCCCGCUCGAGCUCGGCUCGGGGUCAGUGGUCCCUUCCUUUCCCGUGCCUUUUUGCUGAGGGUGCGAAAGGCCCGCGAGCCGGGGGUUGUCAGUUCUGCCGUCUGCUGGGAACACCUUUUCUUUAGUGAAUCUUAAGUCUUUUUCCUCAGUGCUGCCUCGAGUAUAGGUGAGCACCCGAUAUAGACACCCUCGGCCCGAGGUGAGAUAGCAGCGAUGUGCAGCGCCGUGUUGCCGAAGGGUUUUGCUGAGUGACUAACAAAACCUGAACAUCAGGAAGAGCAGGCAACAUUGUCCAUAGUGAGUUAGUGGAUGGCUGAAAUUUGGCUUGACUAUUGAGUUGCUGAAAUGUUUUGCUGCUUGAGAACCGUGAGAAGGCAGAAAACAUUAGUCUUAACUGCUUUUAUGUAUCUAAUUGAAGAGCUGGAAAAGUUGAUAGAAAAAAGGUUAUGUCUGGACAAGAUAUUGCUACAGUGUGUUCUUCAGGCAAGAACUUUGUCAGGAGCUGAUGCCAUCAAUGCUCUCAGACCUUUCUAUUUUGCUGUACAUCCAGAUUUCUUUGGCCAGCAUCCCAAAGAGAGGGAAGUAAAUGAAAACUCUCUGAAGAGGUUAAAUGGCUACUUGGAGAACCUACAGAAACCAGGAUUUCGUUCCUUGAAGCCAACUCAGCUUACUUUUUAUGUAAGAGAAACAGAACCAAACUCUUCUAAUGUUCAAGAAUCCUUCAGUGCUUCAGGGUUUCGAGCAGUCAGUUUUACGUUACGUACUAGGGAUCUCCUGAGCACAGUAUUAGAUAUUCUCAACUCCUGCAGUUUAUCUACAGAGCAUAUUCAGAGUUUGAAUGUGAACUCUCAGCCACACAAGGAAGCAAAAAGCACAGUGAACAGACCUAUCAAAUGGGAUAAGACUUAUUAUUCGUUUACUGGAUUCAAGGAUCCUGAGGAGGAACUAGAACAAGCCCAGAGAGUGGAAACAACUUUAAUAUCCUGGCUAGAUGAUAAUGGAGCAAGUGCAGUAAAAAAGCUGAAAAAGAGUUUGCCGCUUAGAAAAGAACUAGAACGUUUAAAAUUUGAACUUUGUAAUGAACUCCAGCUCUCAGAUAUCAGGUGGCAGAGAAGCUGGGGUAUUGCUCACCGCUGUAGCCAGCUGCACAGUCUAGCUCGCUUAGUCCAACAGCGACCUGAAGUAUUGAAGAAUGUUAAAGGGCGCACAGUGGUAUUUACAGACCGCUCGGGUAUGAGUGCAGCAGGUCACAUAAUGCUGGGGACCAUGGAUGUUCACCAUCACUGGACCAAAAUUUUUGAGAGACUGCCAAAUUAUUAUAAGCUUCAAAAAAGGCUGCUGUUCUUGGAAGAUCGGAUAAGUGAACUUCUGGGAGGAAUACAAGUAAUAUAUAUUGAAGAACUGCAACCUUUGUUGACUCUAGAAGAGUACUACGAGACUCUGAACUCUUUCUAUAAUAAGUUACGUGACAGUAGACUGCCUUUUCAUCCUCGCAGUCUGCGAGGUUUGCAAAUGAUUCUGGAAAGUGACAGAUAUGCACCAAGCUUACAUGAAUUUGGACACUUUAUGAUCCCAACGGUCUGUGAUCCAGCAGCUCUUCAAUGGUUUAUUUUUGCCAAAGCACAGGAAGCAAGAGAGAAUCUGAAAAGAAAGGAGGAGAUGAUGAUUACAGAAAAAGAGCUAAUUGAUACUUCCACUGAAAAAUUCUCUUUGGACCGACUGUAUAAGGAGCCGAGUGUUUCCAGUGCACAGAUGAUAGAUUGUUGUAAGCGGCUGCUGGAAGAAUCGCUGCCAUACCUACAAGGCAUGCACCUUUGCAUUUCACAUUUCUACUCUGUGCUGCAGGAUGGAGACCUGUGUAUACCUUGGAACUGGAAAAACUGAGAGACAUAUCUGAUAAUCAGAUGAAUUGUUUAUUUUCUGUAAGAGGUUAUAAAUAUGAAUGUUUUUAAGAGUAAAUUAUUUAAAUCUGUAUUUUGAUAUCAGUAUUCAACAUACAAAUUUUCUUCCAGCUGCUGCUCAAGAAGGAGUGGAGUCCUAGACAAUUUGCACAAUGCACAGUAUUGGUAGUUCUGAAAAAGACAUUUGUACGUCAUCCAUACUACUGUAGAAGUUCAAUGUAUGUUAGCAGUUGUGAAACUGCAUUUUUGUAGUGAAUUCUGAAAAUACAUUAAAUUGUGAGUCUGCAAAAAUGUGCAUGUGUAUUUUUGAUAUACAUGAAUAUUGCCAGAUAGAUCACCUUAAAGAGUGUGCUAUUCAAAGCAGACGUUAUAUGUUACCUUAAGGGAUUCGUUGAAUGCAGAAGUUCAGUACAUAAUUUGUCUUCUGGCAACGUUGGCAUUUCAUACUGCUGCUUAUUACUGAAUUAGGAAAAAACAAAAAAGCAAGGGAAAAACAACAGAAUAUUUCUACUUUGACAAAGAAAACAGUACAUUAACUUGGUCUCUACAGCAGAGUUUCAUAUGCUGGUCCAACAGUAUUGCCUUAGAAUUCCAAAAUACACCAGUUGUACUGUCUGCAGUUACUUUAAAGCAGAUGUCAUUCUCUUUUUGUUUUUCAGCAUUUGCUCCGUAAAUACAGACAAUCCUCUUUUCUUACACUAUAACAGAUUGCAAAUCCCAUUCGCAACACUUAAAACCUGAGUAGUUUAAUGUGACAUCUAAGGAAAGGAAGCAUUGAUUUGUGUGGGAUUGUCUGCAAGAGUAAGUAUUUCUCAAUAAGAACAAGGAGUUUGCAGUACAGCAAAUGGAUCUUUAUUGGUACUUUAUUCUUUGAAAAAAAAAACAACAUGAAAUAAAGUGUGAAUGUAUGUCAACACUUUUUCAUUGUAAUACAUGCCAAGAUGCAUUUUGGUAUUUGGAUUACUACUUUACAAAAUAUCUUUUGAGAAACACCAACUGCUUAACAUUUCUGCACUUGAAUUCAUCAUAACUGGCAAAAAAAAAAAAAAGAGGAAUUGUCAAAUGUUUACUUGCCUUUUUAUUUGUAUUGAGCAGGGAAAUUGUUGUGGUUCUCUGUUUUCUCCUGUUAAAAGGCUCUGUGUCAAGUUGUUUGAUAUGUUGUCAAACUUAAAACAAAAAUUCUCACUGUGAUUUCAAAUGUGUGUUUUAAAACAUUGAGGCAGAAGCUGUGACUUUUUCAGGCCUUUAAUUCAGGGAUAUUACUGGCAAUUCCUUGUGUAGGUUUUGAAGGUCAGUUGAUAGUUUCUUCUAAGUAGUUAACUUCCAUUGCACGUUACCUCCCUCGCUCCAUCUAUCAUUGAUGAUCCUGUCCAUGUCCCCUCUGUGCUAAGCAAGUGAGCCAGUCCUAUCAGUUGUAGCCCAGCAAUAUUCCCUGUAAUAGCUCUUUGAAAGCAAGGUGUCAUUGGCAAUAAAAAGUGAAUGUAGUGGA